AUGUCAAAACAAAAUUCUCUUGAUAAAUAUUUUGGGAAAAGAAAAGAAAAUAAUGAUGUCGAUAAAUUAGCAAAUAGGAGUCGUAUUGAAAAUGAAAAUAUCAUUACUCAAUCAAACAUUAUUGCAAAUGACUCCUAUGAUUUAAUCAAUAAUAGCACAACAACUGAUAUUCAAUCCAUUGAAGACAACUCUAUUGCAGUCUUCAGUGGAAUACAUAAUGGUGUUGCAGCUAGAUUCCGUGAUGCACUCAAUAUAGCAAUAUUAUUUAUUUAUUGUCGAGCUCAUUUGUUACAACUAGCUGUAAUUUCUGCUGCUGAAGAUUCAUCUGAUAUUUCUAGAAGCUUAUCUGCACUUAAAUCAUUAGAUAAUUUUAUCAAUAGAUCAUCGGUAAGAUUAAGUUUAUUUGAAAAUAUUCAAGAUAUUUUUAGAAAUCAACAUAUUAAAUUGAUCCAACCCGGUGAUACAAGUUGGCUGUCGAACUCUUUAGCUAUUCGAUCUCUUUUACAAUCUUAUCAAUCAUUAUUAAUAACACUUGAAAGUAUUUAUAAUGAAAAUAAUGAAGAUAGUGAGGAAGCGCAAGGUCUCUACAAUAAUUUAUCAAAUGAAGGAACUGCAUUUAUUCUCCAUGCACUUCAACCAAUAUUAGACACUUUAGCAACGUUAUCAAAAUCUAUUCAAACAAAAGCGGCUGAUUUCAAGCAAUUACAAGGUUUUGUAACAUCAACUCUUCUUCGGGUUGAACAACUUAAAGAUUACUGUUCUGACGAUUACAUUGCUAUAAUAAGAUGUCUCUUUCUAUCAUCGGUAAGAUUAAGUUUAUUUGAAAAUAUUCAAGAUAUUUUUAGAAAUCAACAUAUUAAAUUGAUCCAACCCGGUGAUACACGUUGGCUGUCGAACUCUUUAGCUAUUCGAUCUCUUUUACAAUCUUAUCAAUCAUUAUUAAUAACACUUGAAAAUGUUUAUAAUAAAAACAAUGAAGAUAGUGCGGAAGCACUAGGUCUCUACAAUAUUUUAUCAAAUGAAGGAACUGCAUUUAUUCUCCAUGCACUUCAACCAAUAGUAGACACUUUAGCAACGUUAUCAAAAUCUAUUCAAACAAAAGCGGCUGACUUCAAGCAAUUACAAGAUUUUGUAACAUCAGCUCUCCUUCGGCUGGAACAACUUAAAGAUUACUGUUCUGAUGAUUAUAUUGCUAUAAUUAAAACUAUUCAAAAAUUAUCAUUAACAUCUUCUACAAAUAGAAUUUCAAGAUCAUCAAUAACAAAGGACAAGUGGCAACUAAAUGUCAAUGAAGUUUUUUCUACAAAAGUUCUUCCAUUCAUUGAAAAUGUUAUUAAUAAUAUUCAAGCUCGUUUCGAACAUAGUACUCUGAAUUUACUCAAUUGUUUUACGAUAUUUGAUAUGGAAAAUUUGAACGAUAAUAAGGAUUAUGGUGAUGAAGAAAUACGUUCUAUUCAACAGCAUUAUGCAAAUGACAUUGAUGAAUCAAUUAUUCAUGAAUGGAAAACAUUUCGUACAUAUUUAUUAGCAAAGUAA
This is a messenger RNA of Rotaria sp. Silwood2, 1536 nucleotides long. Lineage: Eukaryota; Metazoa; Rotifera; Eurotatoria; Philodinida; Philodinidae. The record is from the annotation of a GenBank genome assembly.